Poecilia reticulata (guppy) is the source of this 2436-nucleotide messenger RNA. RefSeq lists its product as uncharacterized. The record is from RefSeq and is a predicted model, not a curated record. Gene Ontology annotation, biological process: regulation of DNA-templated transcription. NCBI's taxonomy places the organism in Eukaryota, Metazoa, Chordata, Actinopteri, Cyprinodontiformes, Poeciliidae. Gene Ontology annotation, molecular function: RNA polymerase II cis-regulatory region sequence-specific DNA binding; DNA-binding transcription factor activity, RNA polymerase II-specific.
CAUUCACUGGUCAAUGAGGAGGAAGGAAGCAGAUGUCACAACGUUAGCUUGACAGGGUAAGGCGACAGAAAAACGUCUUAAUGUCUAUCUGUUAUUAAUGUCAGGCUCUCCACCUGAGAUUCUCCACUAGGAUAUCGCCUCUGAGUGUGUUUAUUUAAUCAUUGUUAUUAUUUAUAACCGACAUUUCCAACAGAACGUAAUUAGCCUUCAUUAGCUCAGUGAAUGGUCUGUUAGCCACCAUGGAGCUAAAGCAGCUAAUAGCAGAAACCGAAUCUGUGUUUCCGACGUUGACGCUUAAAAAUGCACAUGGUUUAAUGCUGCAGUACGAGUCCACGUUUGGAGUUUGUGAAAAAGCAAAAACACACAGUCACAGGUGUCUGUGGACACCUCUGACCUUGUCCAGAUGAGACAGUUACAGAGUGUGCUCAAAACUACUGACCCAGGAAUCAGACUCUGCUCUGCAGCGUCAGUUCAGCUCUGUUGCAUUUUACAUUUUUUAAUUUAAUUUAAUGAUGUUUUAUGCCUGAUUUGAUUCAUACUGAAACCUUGACCUAGUAGAACAAUUAAAGGUUACAAAACAGGAUUGUGAAAAGGAGAAUUCCAGGUGGAGUGAGGAUGACUGAGAUGAUGAAGGUUGAAGCAGAUGAACCUGGAGGGUCCAGCUUGGAGGGCCCUGUACCUGCAGCAUCCACAUCAGAACCGGAGGAGGAAACACAAGACAACAAAGAUCUGAUGUUGGUGAAGAAAAAAGAGGUUCCCCAUGACCAGGCACUCAUAAAGGAGGAAGAGGACGAACUGUGGAUCAGUCAUGAGGAAGAGCAGCUUUCCGUGAAGGAUGAAGAUGAAGAGAAACUUCAGUUAGCAGAGCUUCACUGCAACCAAACUGAGGACAGUAGAGACACUGGAGGUUCAAUCAGCAGCUCAGCUGAACAAAUGGAAACAGAACCUGAAGAAGACUUUGAAGAAGCAGAACCAGACAGAAACACGUAUCCAUUAUGUUCUUAUCAACACAGUAAGAUGACAUUUCACAAAAAGGGCAAACGAAUUAAACUGUGUUCCAGACUUGCUGCUGAGAUUAGCGUAAAAGAAGCAACGUUUAGUUGCAAUUCUUGUUGUGAAAGAUUCAAUCAGAAGACUUUUGACUCCGCAAUGAGAGAGCUUGGCUCCGAUCGUUGUCGUAAAAGAUGCGAAGAAACAACUUCUCUUCAGACUCGCAUGACACUUCACCCAGGAGAAAGACCAUUUGCCUGUGAUAGUUGCGGAAGGCUUCAUGCAAAUAAAUUAUUUAACGAGAACCUGAAUGUCCACUCUGAAGAAAAACCGUUUUCCUGUGAUGUUUGUGAAACUAGAUUUAAAAGAAAGCAUCAUUUAAAAAGCCACAUGUGGAUCCACACUGCAGACAGACCCUUUGUCUGUAGUGUUUGCAGUAAAGGAUUUUCUCAACAGAUGCGAUUAAAGAGUCACAUGCGUGUUCACACCGGAGAGAAGCCUUUCAUUUGCAGCAUUUGCAGUAAAGGAUUCGCUUUACAGGAGAAUCUAAAAAGACACAUGCGUGUUCAUCAAGAAGGGAAGAAGUUCAUUUGUAGAGUUUGUGGUAGAGGCUUUUCACUACAGCAGACUCUAAAGAGACACAUGAACGUUCACACAGAAGAGACGCCGCUCAUUUGUAGUUAUUGUAGUAAAGGUUUUCAUCAACAUUGGUUACUGAAGAAACACCUGCUUGUUCAUACAGAAGAGAAACAGUUUACUUGUAAUACUUGCAAUAAAGGGUUUUCAUUCCCGGAGAAUUUAAAGAAACAUCUACGUGUUCACGCGGGACAGAAACGGUUCGUUUGUAGUGUUUGCAGCAAAAGAUUUUCAAUCAAAUAUAAUCUAGACAGACAUAUGCUGGUCCACACAAGAGAGAAACUGUUUAUUUGCAGUGUUUGUAGUAAAGGAUUUUCAGAACAUCAUCAUCUUAAAAGGCACAUGAAAGUUCACAGUGGACCGUUUAGCUGUAGUGACUGUAAUAAAUGUUUUACAAAUGAAAUCCAGCUACAGCGACAUGUGAAACUCCACACGGUGGAGCGGCCAUUUGGCUGCGAAGUCUGUGAAAGCAGAUUUAUCCAAAAGUGUCAUCUUGAAAAACACAUGAAAGUCCAUACUGGAGAGAAACGGUAUAUUUGUAGUGUUUGCAAUAAAGCAUUUUCACUGACAGAUCGACUAAAGAGACACAUGCGUGUUCACACGAGAGGAACUAUUUGUAGUUGAACGUUUUGUCAAUACUCUUCAGAGAUUAUAGUCAUUCUACUCUGCUUUUAUGUUCAAACCUCUGUUUUCAUUUCUGAUGUUUCACCAACUGUCUCCACACUGCAGUAACUGUGGAUUUCACCCUGAUGUCUUUACAUUAUCAUCUAAUUUCCACAGUAAAUUAAAGACUUGCAUGUACUAAGAACG